Scomber scombrus (Atlantic mackerel) is the source of this 4360-nucleotide messenger RNA. RefSeq names its product ADAM metallopeptidase domain 19b (gene adam19b). The record is from RefSeq and is a predicted model, not a curated record. Gene Ontology annotation, molecular function: metalloendopeptidase activity. Gene Ontology annotation, biological process: membrane protein ectodomain proteolysis. The coding region runs from base 162 to 3035 and encodes 957 amino acids. The transcript has 23 exons. Lineage: Eukaryota; Metazoa; Chordata; Actinopteri; Scombriformes; Scombridae.
UGAACGGUAGGCAGAUUAGCGGCGCGCGCUCUGUAAGCAUCUCAUUGAGAGCUGAGAGCAGACAUGUCGCUCUGUCCUCGCUCCUUCCAUCUGAUGUGAAACCACCCCGCCUAGUUUUGCACAUUUAUGUCUCAGUUUAGUCAAUUCAUGUCGUUUUUACAAUGCGUCCUGGAGCGGGUCGUGCUCUCAAUGCUGUGCGCUCCUCUCUGUGUCUCUGCCUCGUAGUUCUCCUCCACUGGACGGAGGCUGCUGGAUAUGAAGGCGCUGUUUACAAUGCAGGAGAAAAUAAACAGAAGAGCAUCCUGGAGCAAGUAAAGACUUAUGAGAUCACUUAUCCCAUAUGGCUGCAUCCUCACAGACACAGAAGGUCUGCCAACAAAGAGCAUCCAGCAGAGGCUCAAGUUCUCAUCUCAGUCGAGGGCCAGGAGCUGAGACUACACCUGGAGAGAAAUGAGCAGCUGUUGGCCCCUGGAUAUCAGGAAAUAUGGUACACUCGUGAUGGAGCCCGCAAGUCUUCCUUUCCUGCCAACACAGGACACUGUUUGUAUCACGGGGAGGUUCAGGGCAUGGAGGGUUCCAGCAUUGCUGUCAGCACAUGCUCAGGAUUGAGGGGACUGAUAUCUCUGAACACAAGCAUCAGCUACUUGAUAGAGCCUCUUCCUGUUUCCACGGAUGCACAGCAGCACGCUGUGUUCAGAGCCGAGAAUCUCCACCUAUCCAGAGGUAACUGUCUGCAUCACCAUGGCAACAAAGAGCACGGGGAGGAGCUCGAUGGCUUUAUCCAUGAAAUGACAUCACCAAGGAGCGCAAGGGAACGAAGGGACCUGAGCAAAAAUAUGAAGUAUGUCGAGCUGCUGCUAGUGGCAGACAAGGCUGAGUUUGAAAAACAUGGGAGUAGUCUCGAGAAGACGCGACUGAAAUUACAAGAGGCAGCAAACUUGGUUGACAAGUACUACAAGUCUCUAAGCAUCCGUGUGGCAUUAAUCGGUCUGGAGGUGUGGAACAACCAGGACCAGAUCAGCAUGUCUGACAACCCGCACAGCACUUUGGCAGCAUUCCUGUCCUGGAGAGGCAAACAACUCCACAAGCUCCCCAACGACAACGCUCAACUCAUCACGGGGAAGCCGUUCCAAGGCACAACCAUCGGGCUGGCACCUCUAAAAGCCAUGUGCUCCGACUACCAGUCAGGUGGAGUUAACACGGAUCACUCUGAGUUAGCUGUUGGCGUUGCUGCCACCAUGGCACAUGAGAUGGGCCACAAUUUCGGCAUGACUCACGAUAUUACAGGCUGCUGCCAGGCGAGAGCUGACGACGGGGGUUGCAUCAUGGCUGCUGCUACUGGGCACCCAUUUCCACGUGUGUUCAAUGAUUGCAACCUGAAGGAGCUGACGAGCUACCUGACCUCUGGAGGAGGGAAGUGUCUCUUUAAUCUUCCAAACACCAAAGCCAUGUUUGGAGGGCAGCGCUGCGGCAAUGGUUACCUGGAGGACGGAGAGGAAUGUGAUUGUGGAGAGGAAGAGGAGUGUACCAGUCCCUGUUGUAAUGCCAACAACUGCACUCUGAAAGCCGGAGCUGAGUGUGCCCACGGCGUCUGCUGUCAUAACUGCAAGCUGAAGAACCCGGGUGUGCUUUGCCGGGCUCCCUCGGGGCCGUGUGACCUGCCGGAGUACUGCGACGGGAAGGCCGAGUCCUGUCCUGCUAACUUCUAUUUGGUGGAUGGCUCGUCAUGUGCAGGCAGGCAGGCUUACUGUUACACCGGCAUGUGUCUCACUCUGGAGAAACAGUGUCGGUCAAUCUGGGGACAAGCCAUUCUUAUGUGUUUCUGUGCAGAUGGCCGUCCAGCCCCUGAUCUGUGUUUUAUGAAGGUAAAUGAAGCCGGGGAUAUGUAUGGGAAUUGUGGCAAAGAUCUGUUUGGGAAGUACAGAAGAUGUAAGGACAGGGAUGCUAUAUGUGGAAAGAUCCAGUGUUUAACUUCAGCUUCUAAGCCCAUUGAGAACAACGCUGUUCGCAUUGAAACCACAGUCACUACGGGCAGCAAGAAGGUUCAAUGUUUGGGAACACAUGUGUACAAGUCUGGGCAGGCGAACGAGGAGACACAGGGCGACACUCUGGAUCCAGGCCUGGUCAUGACGGGCACCAAAUGUGGCGAUGACUCGAUUUGCUUUAAUGGAGAAUGCCGCAAUGCAUCUUUUCUCAAAGCUGAUGACUGCAAUGCCAAGUGCAAUGGACACGGGCUGUGCAACAACAACCACAACUGCCAUUGUGACACGGGUUGGGCUCCUCCUCUGUGUAACCAGAGGGGGUCUGGUGGGAGUAUAGACAGUGGACCUGUCAUCAGCCACAGCAGUCUCCUUCCAGUCCUGCUGGUCCUCCCUCUGGUUCUCUUUAUGGUUCUGGCUGCUGCUGGGCUGUGGUUCUGCUACAGACAUAAACUCCACCCACUGAAAACUUCUGUUCCACCUCCAACACCAAGUUGUUCAGUCCAUGUCGAAGCCAAGUCCCCACAUGUGAACGGUCAUGCCAACCCGACAUUCAUGCUAAAGAAACAAGAGUCAGACCAUCUGGUGAAGUCCUCUCCUCGUCCGAGCUCGUCUUGUCCACCUCGGCCCAAAAAUGCUAUUGUGCGUCCAGCUGUGAAGCCUCCUCCCGUACCUGCGUAUGCUGUGGAGCAGAAAAAGCCUAAAGCUGACACGUCUUCUUCUCAGGGUCAGAACUCACCCCAGGCUUACACUCAGUCCAGCGCUCCCUUCAAAUCUGCACCGCUGACUGAGCAGAAACAAAACCGCCGAGCUCCUCCGCCGCCUUCAGGACCUACACCUUUACCCCCUCCGCAUCCCAAAACACACCCACUGCCUUUAACAGCACCUAAACCUCGACCAGACCCACCUAACAGACCUCCUCCACCUUGUCCUGUCAACAAACCAUCAGUGGAGCAGCAACACAGAAAAGGCCUGCAGGUUUCCACUAGUGCCCUGCUGAGUGGAAAAGAUGCUCUGGCACCAUCUGCUGGACAGAAAAAGCCAAACAGAUCUUAAACCAAGUGCUCAGGGAGAUGUUGCUGACCACUUACAUCAAGUACGGACUGCCUCAUGUUUAUGAAUAUUAGCAGCUGGCCAUGAAAACAUGGCACUAUGGGAUAUGAUGAAUACUUGACAUUCUGGGUCUGUGGAUUAAAGUAUAUUUACACUGGGUUGUAUUAAGAGAAAAAAUUGUGGAAUCACAGAAUUAAGUCACAGAACAUAUCACACUUAGUUUAAGUCUAAGACUUAAGGCUUCUUAGGCUUGCUUUAUCCACUUGAAACAGCCACAGCUGUGAAUUUUAUUUUAUUUUAUUUUUUUAUUGUCCUAAAUGUUGAUGGAAAUGUGAAAUUGUUCCAUAUGUGUUGGCAGUGUUUAAACACUGUCCAAGGAGUAUUUAUUCACAAAGCAAAGAAAAAAUGAAUGUUUACAGCAUAACCUGUGUACUAAACAUGGUGCCUCCUAAAGAGCAUCAGCUGUAAAGGGAUAUCUUAUAUUAAGAAGAAUCUGCCGAAAGUGAAGUGCUUACGCUUCUUAUAUGUGAAUAAAAAUGGGCUUUUAACUGGACUGAUGGGGACCAGUCAAAACCCAGCAUGCAUGCUGUAAGUAAAUGCUUAUGAUGAGAGACGUGUCUUAAAUGUAGCAGGAAAUGUUUUUAAGUUGUUUUUAAAUUACUUUUGUUUUUAUGAUUUUAUAUUAUUGUGGACUGCACUUUUAAUCAUGCUUUGAUAUCAAACACUUACCUUUUGUGGGCUUAAAAUGUUCCAAUCCACAAGCUACCAACUGUCCAAAAUAGUCACCUUUCAAGCCUACAGGAGGUGAGCCUUUGAUACCAAACAGUAAAUAGGUAAAGUAUCACUUUAGUGCAUUUCUUGUUCUUUCACUGAUCAGUGAGUAAGUCACCUUUGUUUUUAUAACUUCAUAUUAGGAACAUGAAUGAGCAUCAGUUUAAUUUACAUAUAUCUGUUAAGCAUCUUAAUACUAUAUUAUGAUUUAAUUUAGAGUCAAAUGUUGCAUCUGGCAGACGUGAAUCAUUUUUUUGUGUUUUUUCAAAGAUGUUGCUAAAACUGUUCAGUGGGACUUCCCUCCUGACCUAAAUGUACAGCAACGCUGACUGCAGGCUAUGUAACAGUCACAACUUUUGGCAUUAUCUAUGGUACUGUUAUAAAACUGGUCUAUUUGUAGUGUGACUACUUUGGAAGCCGCCUGGUUUUAUCUGUAAUAUGGAAAUACAGGUGCCAUGUUUUACGUUCUUAUCCAACCUAUGCAAACUCAGGCACUGUGCAACACUCUCUACUCAGUCUUCAACUGGAAUUCAAAUAAACACAUGGAAAAAUAAAAU